AUGAGCAACCCAGGUAUAACCUCGCCUCCGGCUCCGAUUGCUAUCGUAGGGAUCUCAUGUCGUCUUCCGGGGCACGCCAACAGCCCAGAAAAGCUCUGGGAGCUCCUGGAGCGAGCAGGCGAGGCCUGGACGCCCGUCCCAGCCGACCGCUAUAAUGAAUCGGCGUUUUACCAUCCAAAUGGUGAUGACCCCAAUGGCACCAACAAUCAUCGGGGCGGCCACUUUAUUGACGGGGACCCCAGUGAUUUCGAUCACUCCUUCUUCCGCGUAUCACCACAGCAGGCUUCCGCCAUGGACCCUCAACAGAGAAUAUUGCUCGAGAUGACAUACGAAGCCAUCGAAAAUGCCGGGUUGACCCUUGAAUCCUGCUCUGGAUCCAACACAGCGGUAUAUGCGGCCAGUUUCACUGCAGACUUUGAGCGGAACUUAUAUCGAGAUCCGCUCAACAUGCCUCUUUACUAUCUUACUGGUGUUGAAAAGGCCAUUCUGUCCAACCGCAUCUCUCAUGCCUUUGACCUACACGGCUGCUCUGGCGGGCUCGUUGCGAUGCAUCAGGCCUGCCACAGUCUUCGGAACGGCGAGUCAGAUGUGGCUAUAGUUGCAUCCGCCAACUUGACUUUGGGUCCGGAUCAUCAUAUUGGUAUGAGCACCUUGCAUUUGACAAGUGGUGCUGGCCGCAGCUACCCGUUCGAUAGCCGCGGCGAUGGGUAUGGUCGCGGCGAGGGGUGUGUUGUAUUGGUGUUGAAGCGGCUGGAUAAGGCUAUCAGAGACCACGACCCAAUACGAGCUGUAAUUCGGAAUACGGCUGUCAACCAGGAUGGUUAUACCGCUGCCAGCAUCACUUACCCCAAUGGCGUGGCCCAGGAACAGCUCAUUCGCGACACUUACGCGCGGGCUGGGUUGAGUCCAAUGGACGUGCCCUACGUUGAGGCCCAUGGCACAGGCACACAAGCGGGCGACUUGGAAGAGCUGACGGCUAUAUCCAAAGUCUUCACAGGUUCUGAAUCCGGGCGGCCUGGUCCAUUAUAUGUUGGGUCCAUUAAGGGUAAUGUCGGGCAUAGCGAAAACACCAGCGGCCUCUCCAGCAUCGUGAAGGCCACCCUAAUACUCGAGCGUCUGCAUAUUCCUCCUACGGCUGGCCUAUGCAAGUUGAAGGCCGGUCUCCCGCUGGAGCAAAUUUCUAUUCCGACACAGUUAGUGCCGUGGCCACAGAAGAUCAGCGAUGGAAUGGUCACGGUGCCGCCACGGGUGUCAAUCAACAGCUUCGGCUUUGGUGGAGCUAAUGCACACGCAAUUCUCGAGGAGGCACCUCAGCCGUCAAAUUCAGGCACAUGUGCCGAUUGGGAUCUGGAAGCGGAGCUUCUUCAUCCUCCUGGUGAAGUCACACAGCUUAAUAGUGCUGAGCUAGCCCAACCAGCAACAACAGCGAUCCAAAUCGCCCUGGUCGACCUACUCCGGACUAUGGGCGUCCAUCCUGGAGCCGUCGUAGGUCACUCCAGCGGAGAAAUAGCCGCAGCCUAUGCAGCUGGCCAUCUCACUGCGCGACAGGCAAUGACCGUGGCGUAUCACCGCGGAUUCAUGGCUACCGCCGCAAAGAGCCAUGGCCUGCCUCGUGGUGCUAUGCUGUCAGUCGGACUAAGCGAAGCUGAGGCUCUCCCCUUUAUCAAGAACCUGAGCAAUGGCGAGGCCAAUAUUGCUUGUGUCAACAGUCCGAAGAGCGUGACCAUCUCUGGCGAUGCGGAAGCCAUCGAUGAGGUCUCGAUGCGCCUUUCUUCUGCCCUUGAUCGAGAAGGCGGCGCGAUUUUCCAGCGCCGCCUGUUGGUUGACACGGCAUAUCACUCUCACCAUAUGCGUGCAGUAGCAAAAGACUACUGGGCUCGGCUCCAAGGCUUGAAACUAGACAAAGAACUUGACCAAGAUAGCAGUAAAAAUGCUUCUGUCAGGGCGGCUUCUUUUUUCUCUUCUGUGUCGGGCACCUUCAAAUCAUCCGGUUUUGACGCAGAGUACUGGACCGCCAACCUCGUCUCGCCUGUGCGUUUUAGCGACGCGAUACAGACCAUAGCGAACGCUCAUCCCAGUUCCAGGCACACCGUCUUUGUUGAGAUUGGCCCACAUUCGGCGCUCGCAGGCCCAGUCCGUCAGUGCCUUUCGGACCCAAUCAUCGCCAGACCAUCAUCAGAUUAUCUAUCUGUUCUAAAGAGGGAUUCCAGUGCGGUCAUCAGCGCCCUGGCGUUCUUUGGGCGUCUAUUCGAGCUCGGGGUCAAGCUCAGUCUUUCCAAUGUUUUGACCUUGUCUCCCGGGUCAUAUCCUGGUGUUGUUAUACCCGACCUACCGAAAUACCCAUGGGACCAUUCUCAAAAGCAUUUGUUCGAAUCGCGGAUCAGCCGUGAGUAUCGAAUGCGUCGAGACCCAUAUCACGACUUGCUUGGAGCACGCGCCCUUGAUGCUACGUCCAUUGAGCCUCGAUGGCGACACAUGAUAAGCCUGGCCACUCUACCGUGGUUGGAGCAUCAUAUCGUUGACUCCCAGGUGAUAUUUCCAGGGUCUGGGUACGUCUGCAUGGCCAUCGAAGCCGUGAGGCAGAUGCAGAGAGAGCGCCACCCUGAAAGCCGACUGGAGACAUUGGUGUUAAAGAAUAUAUCGUUCCCCCGGGCUUUGGUGGUGCCCGGAUCGCCGCAGCGCACCGAGAUGCAAUUGAGCCUGACGCCGCAAGUCGGGACGAUCCUCGGUUUUAACUUCCGCGUCACUGCUCUGUCUGACGGCAAGUGGUUCGAGCAUUGCACUGGUCUUAUCGAGGGUUUGUUGGCACCUGAAAAGCCUGAGAGGGUCGUAAAUGGUGUCCACGACUCGUACCCCUUAACAAAUGGGCACAGCGAUGGCAACCAGGCCAUGUCGCAGAGCAGAAUCUUCAAGGCCGAGGAAAUUUAUCGUGCGUUGUCCGAUGCUGGGAACACCUACGGCCCAACAUUCGCCGGCAUCCGCCACAUGAGUCUGUCCGCAGAUGGUAAAAGCGGAAAUGCCGCUAUUGAGAUCCCAAACACGGCGGCUCUGAUGCCAGCGGGCCAUCAAGAGCCGCACCUGAUACACCCCACCACACUGGAUAUUCUGCUUCACACAUGCCUGCCCUUGGCAGCGGGCCAUUUCGGUCCAGGCUCUAUAAUGCCAGUCCACAUCGACGAGCUUCACUUGCUGACUACCGCUGCGAUGCCAUCGAAAUCAGGCACAGAGCUUCAUGCCACACCGGUGCUCAAGUCAAGCCACUUCCGCACAGCAUAUGCCGAUCUAUCUGUGGCAGCUGGUGGAGAAACUGUUUUGCUUGCUUCAGGAAUCGAACUGCGAAGUCUUGCUCCUCAGACAUAUCUUGACGAAGGAAAGCUCCAGGGAAUCUGCUACGACCUCGAAUGGCGCCCCGACGUGGAUUUCUUCAGCCAAGAUAGUCCGGCUAAGUUCGCAGGUCUAGCUCAAGUGUUUAGAGCCGUGAAUCACAAAUAUGGAAAACACCUUCGAGUGUUAGAGAUCGGGACACGGCACAGUAAUCUCUCGCUUGCAUUCUUAGGCACCCUCGACGGCCCGAGAAGCACUUGGCCACUCCUCGACUUCGCCAGCACAACGCCUGAAUCACUCGAUCAGGCACGCAGACAGCUCACAGGUUACCCCGUGCGCUAUCAUUCCUUAUCCCAGGAUUAUGACCUUUGCAAUCAAGGGCUCGACUCAUCCUCGUAUGACUUGGUGCUCACGUCGAGCAUCGAGGCAGCACAACAAGCCUCUAUCCUGGUCAAGUCCACGGGCAUUGUAGUAGUGGAAUCCGCUGCGCAACCAGACGGGUCUCUGAUAUCUAUUUUCAAUGCUGCCAAUCUUGAAAUGCAGCAAACCUCCGCCGAUAAUUCAAGGGGUAGCUGGGUCAUUGUUGCACGGCCAUCAGUUCAUAAGGAGCGGCCAGUAGUUCCAGAACAGGUUCAAAUACUCACCCACUCACGCAACAAAAUCCGUCAAAGCUGGGCUUCAUCUCUAGAAGACACACUGAGAUCUGGUGGUGUCAAUAUCUCACGCGAACCAAUUAGUGCGGUCCAGUUCGGCCUUGGUCUGGAUAUCCACGCGGAAGAUGGAUGCACUAGUUACAUCGUGGUCCUCGAGGACGAGUCGCAACCAAUAUUAUCUGACCCACAAUGUUUCAACGCCGUCGUUGCGCUGCUUCGGCAGCCGUGCCGGAUCAUCUGGGUCAGUCCGGAACACCUCUUGCCUAUGCACCAAAUCACAGGCGUCGCACGCACAGCACACGCCGAAAACGCCACACUGCGCCUCACAACCGUUCACGUCGCUCCGGAGCUGCUGUCACUUCCCAUUGAGGGUCAAGGACGUCUUGAGAAUUCUGGCUGGCCGUUUUACGACAUUUUUGUCCGUGUCAUGGAAUUAGAAUGUCGCGCGGAGGAGCACGUGGAGCGCGAAUACCGCGUCGACAAGGCUGGUGCCGUCCUUGUUCCACGUCUGCGCCACAGCUUGUCGCUUAACAAUGCCGUCCACUCAGAUCCACCGCUUGAUACAGAUCGUAAGGUCGUAACGGGAAAGUUUGUCGACAGUUCGAGGACGCUUUCGUUAGCUUCCGUUGGCCACAAAGGUCCAGGACCAAAAUUCACAGAGCGGGUGGUCUUUCACGAGACGGCGCUGGCUGCUGCUACUCUGGCCGAGGACGAAAUCGCAAUCGAGACGCAGGCUUUCGUACUUUCCACGCAAGGCCCAAAGGCGGCCCCGUGUGUCUAUUCAGGCUCUAUCACUAAGGUCGGCGCUGCCGUCAGCAACCUAUCGAUAGGGGAUCACGUUAUCGCCAUAGGAUUGGUGCAGGGAGCAAAUCGGCUGCGCGUAUCUUGCUCUCAAUCUGGACUUCUGCCGUCCAGUAUGUCGCCCGCUGCUGGGGCCGGGGUACUCAUUGACGUCCUGGCCGCGUGCUAUUCACUACAAAGGCUCGCCCACCUGUCACCGCGGGGGAAGAUACUCAUCCAUGGGGCUUUGAGCAAUCUUGGUCGGGCAGUGGUCGCUGUGUCGAGGUCGGUUGGAGCGCGCAUUGGGGCCACUGCAGCCAACAUAUCAGAGGCUUAUGUGAUGGCGUCCACGCUAGGGGUCCCGUUGGACGAGGUGAUCAUACUCACUACUCAGUACUUGCGGCGUGGUGACGCCUGGGCCCAAGAUGUGGAUGUUAUUGUCCAGACUGGCACGGAAAGUGUGCCGGAUCAGGUCUUGGCUCGCCUCAAGCCCUUUGGAAGCAUUGUGGUUGUUACCACUACCAACAAUUCAAGUCCCCACAGCUCUAGUAAGCACGGAGUGGCAUCCGCUGUGCCCAUGGCCCCUCGCAACUCUGCGCUCUUCUUCUGCGACGUUAUCGAGCUCCUUAUCGCGCGACCCGACCUGAUACCGGACCUGAUGACCCAAUCCAUCGCGACAAUGGAGCAUUUCCCCGUAACAGGCAUGGACCUAUGCGUACGGCCUGUUUCUCAUGUUGACGAUGCAAUGCGGUUGAUAAGCACAGGGUCUUGCGAUAGGAUAGUGCUCCAAGCAGAGAAACAGUCGAAGGUGUCGAUUAUGGCGCUGCCACCUUCACAAGGCAACGCCUGGGCCUCUGAGAACGCCUGUUAUGUUAUCGCAGGAGGUCUGGGGGACCUCGGAAUCCGCCUCCUCCAUCUGAUGGCUCGUCGCGGCGCGAAGCAUCUAGUUACACUAUCCCGGCGUUUUGUUGAAGUCCAAGAACAGCAUCGUAUUCAAGCUCAGCUGCAAGAGCUCAGUCCAGGAUGCAAAUUAUAUUGCCUGAAUUGUGAUCUCACUGUCGAGGAGAGUGUGAAAAAAGCCGCUGCAACUCUUGCCUCGAUGGGAGCACCGCCGGUGCGAGGGAUCGUUCACUCGGCCGCUUUGCUUCAGGACCGGACACUUGAUUCAAUGACACACCAUGAUUUUCUAUUAGCGAGUCAAGUCAAAGUGGACGGCACAUCAGCCCUCGAAAGUGUUUUCACUUCUCCACACCUUGAAUUCUUUCUUAUGUUGUCUUCUGCUGUCAACAUAGUUGGAGCCAGUGGGCAAGCGAACUAUAACGCUGGUAACAGCGUCCAGGAUGCCCUGGCAUAUGCGCGACAAGAAGGCUGUUGCCGAUAUAUGUCCUUGAGUAUUGGGUGGAUCGAGGACGCCGUUCACACCGCCGAUGACGAAGCACGACUUAAUGGUCUUCGACGGUCCGGGCUUAGAGCUAUCACCCACGACGAGCUUUCACGAUACCUCGAUCACGCUCUUGAAGCUGCAAGCGGCGGUUCUCCACAAGCCAUCAUUGGGUUCGACGCAGCCUCGCUCUCAGCCGCGACCGCUCACAACGGCACGGUGCGCUCGGCGCUCUUCAGCCACGUCCGUGGCCUGGCCCAGUCAGAGCAAACCGCGGCAGGGACGGACCCAUCAUCAUCGUCUCAGGCAAACACCAACGCCUCCGUCCUUUUCGCAAAGGCAAUGGCCAACGACGACCUGAAAUCAGCCACCGAAGUUGUGUCUACCGCAAUGACCAGCCAGCUCGCGCGCAUGAUCUCUAUCGACAGCGACCGCAUCAAUCCUCACGCGACCUCCAUGCUUGCGCUUGGCGUCGACUCGCUAGUAUCCAUCGAGCUUCGCAACUGGACGAUGCGUGAGUUUGACGCGCCACUGCAGACUUCGGAGAUACUGGUAGACCAGACUAUUCGUGCUCUUGCAGAGAAGGUGAUUUCACGCUCACGCAUGGCUGUGGCGGCAAGUGUUGCGACAGAGAGUUGA
This is a messenger RNA of Diaporthe amygdali, 6777 nucleotides long. Its product is annotated as Lovastatin diketide synthase LovF. The record is from RefSeq and is a predicted model, not a curated record. The transcript is spliced from 8 exons. Gene Ontology annotation, biological process: fatty acid biosynthetic process; secondary metabolite biosynthetic process. Gene Ontology annotation, molecular function: oxidoreductase activity; phosphopantetheine binding; fatty acid synthase activity. Lineage: Eukaryota; Fungi; Ascomycota; Sordariomycetes; Diaporthales; Diaporthaceae. Bases 1 to 6777 code for a protein of 2258 amino acids.